AUGGGUAGUAUCACAAUCACGGUCGACGAAGCUCUGGAGCAAGCAAGACAGCGGUUUACCGAGCGCAACCUGAAAUCCAAGAAGCUCCACGAUGAGGCUCUUGAGUACUUGCCCGGUGGAAACUCCCGAUCGKUGCUCCACACGGCUCCUUUCCCAGUCAGCAUGAUCCGUGGUCAGUCCUGCUACCUCGUCGACGAGGAUGGUCAUGAGUACACGGACCUGCUUGGAGAAUAUUCUGCUGGACUCUAUGGCCAUUCGGAACCCGUCCUUGCCGACGCCAUCAAAGCCACACUGGAAGAGAACGGCUCGAAUUUAGGUGCCAAUACCAAAUAUGAGGUCAGAUAUGCCUCGCUGAUCUGCUCGCGCUUUCAUCUCGACACUGUGCGCUUCAUGAAUUCAGGCACGGAAGCCAAUCUUCAUGCUUUGAUGGCGGCAAGACAUUAUACGGGCAAACACAAAGUGGUCGUAUUCACCGGUGGAUAUCAUGGUAGUGUCAUUGGAUUUUCGACCAAACCAGUGUCCAACACCAUCGAUCAACAAAACUUUGUUGUAGUCGAGUAUAACAACAUCUCCGCUGCGCAAACUGCAAUUGAGCAAACUCCCGAUGUUGGUGCUGUUCUGGUUGAGGGUAUGCAGGGCGCUUCUGGUAAUAUUGUCGGGACAGAUGAGUUUCUUCUUGCAGUUCAGGCGUCCGCUCGCAAAGUCAAUGCAGUGUUCAUUUUUGACGAAGUCUUGACAUCUCGCCUAGCAGCUGGCGGGCUACAGAGCCUUGUAGGACUUGAACCAGACCUGACUACUCUAGGCAAAUACCUCGGUGGGUCCUUGGCAUUCGGAGCUCUAGGUGGCCGACGAAGCAUCAUGGACGUCUUUGAUCCACGGACUCCUGGCGCACUUCCGCACUCUGGAACAUUCAAUAACAACACUGUUACAAUGCGCGCUGGCUUUGCGGGUCUCAAGCAUGUGUACACUCCGCAAGUAGUAGAGGAGCUCAACGGCCGUGGUCAAGCGAUGUUGGAGAAGUUACAAGCGGUCUCCAAGGGCACUCAACUAUGCUUCACGGGCCGUGGCUCUCUCAUCUGCAGCCAUUUUGUCUCAAAUGGAUCUUCGCAAAUCAGAUCCAUUGUAGAUUUGAAAGAAAAUGAGACUCUGAAAGAGCUAUUCUGGCUAGAGAUGAUGGAGAGUGGUUUUUGGGUGGCUAGAAGGGGUUCAUUGGCGAUUAGCAUUCCUGUUCCUCAGGCAGAGCUUGAUCGAUUUGUGAGAGCCACUGAGCAGUUUCUGGCUCGUUACUGGCAUCAAGUAGCGUUGUAA
This is a messenger RNA of Ramularia collo-cygni, 1308 nucleotides long. Its product is annotated as related to glutamate-1-semialdehyde 2,1-aminomutase. The transcript has 3 exons. Bases 1 to 1308 code for a protein of 435 amino acids. Gene Ontology annotation, molecular function: pyridoxal phosphate binding; transaminase activity. The record is from RefSeq and is a predicted model, not a curated record. Lineage: Eukaryota; Fungi; Ascomycota; Dothideomycetes; Mycosphaerellales; Mycosphaerellaceae.